AUGGAAAAUCUUAGCCUGAAAUUAAAGCUUCAUCUUCCAAAUUCCCCUCACCCUUCUUGUUCUCUUUUCACUCCAAAAAACCAUCAACUAUUCAUCAAACCAAACAAAGUGCUACGCAUCAAAAACAUGAAACACACACCUUCAAAAUCUGCUGCUGUAAAACUCAGAAAACAAACUCCAAUUAUGGACAGUGCACCAAUGAAACUUCAAGUUCAUGAAAAUCUUGAAAAUGAAAAUUCAAGGGUUGUGAUAAUAGGAGCAGUUUCUUUUGGAGUUUUGUUGCUUUUGGGUGGAAUGGAUGAACAUAAGGCAUUGGCUUUGGGACCUGAAGGGCCACUUGUUGAGGAGUUUUGGGACAAUGUUAGAAGGUAUGGAUUGUAUGCACUGACUGUUAGUACAGGUGCUAUUUAUACAAUCAUGGUGCCUAUAUUUGAGCUUCUCAAGAAUCCAAUCACUGCUAUUUUGAUUGUGGCUAUUUUUGUAGGUGGGUUUUAUAUUGUUUCUCAAGUUCUUUCUGCUAUGGUUGGGAUUUCUGAUUUUAGUUAUGAUUAUGGAAACUAG
Vicia faba (fava bean) is the source of this 561-nucleotide messenger RNA. The record is from the annotation of a GenBank genome assembly. NCBI's taxonomy places the organism in Eukaryota, Viridiplantae, Streptophyta, Magnoliopsida, Fabales, Fabaceae.